AUGGAGGUUAAGGUGCUUUCAUUUGCCGCUGAGAGCCCUCCUCUCCCGGUGCUCGUGGUGGCCAAGCUCGCUGGCAUUUCUCUCUCUACCGACAAAUCUCUACUUGUUGAUUGUCCUCAUCUCUUGCAUUCUCCAAUGGCUGCCCAGAUUGAUGAGUGGCAUGAGUGUGCACCUGUGCUUUCACAGGGUUCUGCAUUUGAGAAUGCAUGCAAAUAUUUGGAUGACUAUUUGGGAAGCCGUAGUUUUUUCGUUGAUCACUCCUUUUCCAUUGCCGAUAUAUUAAUAUGGUCAAGUCUAUUAGGUAUGGCGUUGCUUCUCUCACUCUCUUUUCCUAUUGUUUUUAUCAUUAUUUUGCAUGGUUAUGCAAAGAAUUAG
Prunus armeniaca (apricot) is the source of this 375-nucleotide messenger RNA. NCBI's taxonomy places the organism in Eukaryota, Viridiplantae, Streptophyta, Magnoliopsida, Rosales, Rosaceae. The record is from the annotation of a GenBank genome assembly.